UCCGCCCGACGUUAUCUUCUUCCCUGAAUUGCGCGGCUGUUGGAGGACGGGCGGUAGGGCGCAGACGAAGGUAGGGAGCGUGCAAUUUGAUGAUUCCUGGCUCAGCCGUUCGGCCAGGCGCUAUCUCGGUUCCUCCGGCGCUGUGGUUGACACGCUCGACUGGUCAGCGAUUGUUUCCCGGUAAUCGUCGCCCUAGUUUCCGUAGAGCCCGCGCUCACGAUCGGCGAGCCGUUGCGCGAGCGUCCAGGGUGCCUUAUCCUUGCGCUCCUUUUGUAGUGUCUGUUCUGGCGGGGCCUUCUUUGCGGAGGACUGCACGCGAGUGCGAGUGCGCAUGCGCGUGCGAGAGGCUGUGUCGCAGACGGCGGCGGGGGUGGCUUGGAGCCAUGCCAGUAUCGAGAGCUUGCAAAUCUAGUUAUGUUAGCAUUCAGGGUACGAUCCGCAAUAGGAUGGCCAACGGAAGAGUGUCGGCAUGAUCGUAGCCGUAUGGCUGGCGGGCAGGCGAGACCGCUGAUGAGAUGGUCGUUGGACGAAUAGAAGUUGGUGAGAUCGCGCUGCUGGCGGGGCCACGAUGAGGCUGGUAGAUGCCUACACCGUGAGCACGGUCGCAGGUG
Molecule: messenger RNA, 611 nt
Organism: Trematosphaeria pertusa
Lineage: Eukaryota; Fungi; Ascomycota; Dothideomycetes; Pleosporales; Trematosphaeriaceae
Exons: 1
Coding region: 90-473 (127 amino acids)
Source: RefSeq, a predicted model, not a curated record